GGAGCACGAGGGUUUCUAUUCUGGAAACGAUCCCCUGUGCGUGUGGAUGAUGGCUCUUUAUAAAAAGGCCUUAAAGACUCCCGAGAUGUGACCCUUUUUUCCUCUCUCUCUAUUCUUCAUAAGAUUUGAAAACUCGAAUAUAACCACACGUUACCAGACGAAUACCUCACUCUUCACCUCAAUUUUCCAACCAUAUCUUUUUUUAAUAGAGCUUUUACAAACAUAUCAUCAUGAGCAACGUUACCAACAAAGUUAGGGAUGCCAUCGCUAGCCAGCAGGACGAUACUACCACCGACCGCACCGCCGGCCCACAUAGAUCUGAUAUGGCCAACCGUGCUGAUCCCCGAGUCGAGUCAGACCGUGGCCACCACGGAAACCCAGUGGGUGGGGCCGGCCUAGGCGGAAUGGGCUCAACUCAUACUGCAGGCUCGACAAAUUAUGGUCCCCACGAUUCAAACAUUGCAAACAAGGUGGAUCCCAGAGUCGACUCUGAUAGAGAUGGCCAUGGGCUCCACAAUGCUUCUGGUGCUCAUGGAGCUAUGGGUCUUGGCACCGGUUACAACACUUCCACCAACGUUGGUCCUGACCGUGAGGGCCGCGCGGGCCUUGGUUCAACCACUCAAGGUGCCCCUGGUAUCGGAUCUACUGGAACACACACUGGCACUGGUUACGGUACUUCCACUAGCCAUGGCCCUCAUGGCUCCAACGUAGGGAACAAGCUCGACCCCCGUGUCGAUUCUGACCGCGACCACCGCGCCUCGCAGGCCGCUACAUCUACCGGCCCUGCACCCGACACCGCGGGCCCACACAAGAGCGACCUGAUGAACAAAUUGGACCCCCGCGUGGACUCCAACCUUGAUGGCAGCAAAACUAUAGGCGCUGAUAAGACUUAUACUGCCGGCAGUGGUGCUACCAGGGGUAUGCAUCAGUAAAAAUUGAGUAAUGACCACCCCGUACGACACAGCACAGGUGCCGCCGAGUCAAUUCCAGAAGGCUACGGGUGCGAGCCGCCCUACAUCUCGGGGGAGUGGAUUGGGUGGGCCAUGACUUUUUUUUUUUGUUGGCUGGAAACGGGUACGGGUGGUCGUGCUCGCAUGAUUGCGUUAUUUUAGGAAUUGGAUUGGAUUGGAUAGGUAUGGUAGUUCGCUACCUUAGAAAUCAAAACAACUGAAUCGUGUGCU
Tuber melanosporum (Perigord truffle) is the source of this 1181-nucleotide messenger RNA. RefSeq lists its product as uncharacterized. The transcript has 4 exons. The record is from RefSeq and is a predicted model, not a curated record. Bases 231 to 932 code for a protein of 233 amino acids. NCBI's taxonomy places the organism in Eukaryota, Fungi, Ascomycota, Pezizomycetes, Pezizales, Tuberaceae.